AUGGCUUUCUUUCAUCAGACCAAUGCAUUGAACAGCCGGGCCAAUUUCUCCAUCAGAAGUGUUCGAGUAAACUUGCCACAUGCCCCGUACUACUUGCUAAGCGAUGGUGGGCCUGAUUUUUCAGAGGCGGCUGGCGAGCUCAAUGUUUCUCCCUUUCGUGCUGAAGGCAUGCAUUUGUCACAGUCAUUCAAUCCGAACUUUACCUGCCAAGGGCACCUGCAGAGAAUUGCGCAGGCUGCUAGAUGGGCCUCCCAGCAUGGGGCGGCCUAUCUCAUGAUAUGGGAGGAUGACACAAGGAUGUUGAAGCCGAUGCAGACGAUUCCCGACGUCGAUCUUCUUACUAUGGGCAACAUUGACAACAAGCACGUAGGAUUUUGGAACAGUGAUAUCCGAGAGAAGUCGAUGAAGACACCGACCGAGCAGCUGGCGCCAGCUGACCAAAGGCGUGUCAAGCAGCAAGACAAAUUUGCCGCUCGGAAAGGAUACUCGGCGGGGCCUGGGAGCGUACUCAGAAUCGAUCCUUUCUUGAAGGCAGUCGAUGCCACUCCUGCGACAGACUUGCGUGACAUGUAUACGUACACUGAGCAGGACAUGUGCUGGGAAGAUUUUGCUAUCGGCAACGAUCUGAGGAUAAGGCGAAAUCCUGAAGUCCAGCAGGUUACUUGGGCCUUUAACGAUGGGGAGUUCGUCGGUCAAACGACGGAACCUGGCAGAAACCUCAGGUGUCUGGAGUGCUUAGACGCUUGCAAGCUCUACCCGGCUGCCGUGGCAGAGUUUUGCCGAGUGCUGCGUCCAAGCGGCAGGGCUGCCCUGCUCACGAACGAGGCCAAUGCUGGACGGCUCGCGGAGGCCUUGGCUUCAGGACCUUGGCACGUACUGUGCCGGCGAAAGUUGCUGUUAGGCCACAUGGAGGCAGUUCUUUUCCUGGCGCGCGCCGGCGAAGAUGCGCGAGCAUGCGAGCAGCUCGAAACUAAGGGCUCCAUGCGGCUGCCGUGGGAGGACCAGAACGGGCGUCGAACGUGGUCUUCCAUGAAAGCUUCACUCCGCCAGCCUAUGCGAGCAGUUGCGGGCGGCAAGAAGAGUCGGAGGUGA
This is a messenger RNA of Symbiodinium necroappetens, 1092 nucleotides long. Lineage: Eukaryota; Dinophyceae; Suessiales; Symbiodiniaceae. The record is from the annotation of a GenBank genome assembly.